CUGGCAAACCUUUGCUGUGUUUCGCCUCACAGUUUUGACUUGACACAGUUUCAGUUUGCCCAGACCAUGAUCUACACCAUCGAGGAAAUAAACAGGAACCAGACUCUGAUACCGAAUAUUACACUGGGCUAUCAGAUUCACGAUGGCUGCGGGGACCCAGCCAUGUCGACCAAAGUCACCACCCUUCUCAUCAGUGGACAGGAAGAAACCCUCGCUGACCCGAAGUGCAAAACAACCUCCAACACCCCGGCUAUAGUUACAGAUGCCGAAUCCAUGCAAUCUGUUGCUGUUGCAAGAGUCAUUACUCCCUUCAAUGUCACAAUGUUCAGCUAUUCUGCUGCUUAUGAUUAUCUCAACAACAUGUACGAAUUCCCUACGUUUUUCCGAACCAUCCCAAAUGACUACCACCAAGUGGACGGUUUAGCUCAGCUUGUCAAAUACUUUGGAUGGAACUGGAUCGGCACAAUAAGGAGCAACUCCACCUAUGGUGCCCUAGCAAUGGACGAGAUUAUCAAAAGUAUGGAGAGUUUUGGUAUUUGUAUUGCUUUCUCCGAAGCCGUUCACAAAACAGACUCGAAAGAGAAGCUACUGAAUCUCAUCAAAAUCAUCAAAGAGGCCACCACAAAGAUCAUAGUUGCCUUUGUCGCUCAGGCAGAUAUGGCAGUCCUUUUGCAAGAAGUUGUCCGGCAGAACGUGACGGGAAUCCAGUGGAUUGGGAGUGAGUCUUGGAUCACGAUGCCCGACAUCUCUCCCAAAAAAGAUGCGAGAUUCCUGGUUGGCACGGUGGGUUUUGCUGUCCCGAAGGCCAUACUACCGGGGCUAAAGGAAUUUCUUCUUGAAGUUCACCCAUCAAAAUAUCCAAGAAAUGUAUUUGUGACUGAGUUUUGGGAAACCACAUUUGAAUGUGUCUGGCAAAAACCAGAUAACCUCACUCAGAUUGACAGUGAUUUUGAGGUCAAGUUCUGCACUGGAGAUGAAAAGCUGGAAGAAGUGGAUAAUCAAUACACCGAUACAUCACAGCUGAGAAUUGCUUACAACGUAUACAAAGCCGUGUAUGCAAUAGCACAUUCCCUUAAUAACAUGCUGUCAAAAACAAAUUUUACCUUUACACAACUUGACCUUUGGGAGCUGCUUCAUUAUAUGUAUGCUGUGAACUUUACAGCGCGGAAUGGAGAAAGUAUAUACUUCGACCCAAACUUAGAUACAGUCCCAUUGUAUGAAUUGGUAAAUUGGCAGAUGAAUUCUGAAGGUGUCGCUCAUGUAGUGACAGUUGGGCAUUAUGAUGGACUUGUAGCUUUUGACAAAAGGCUUUAUUUAAACAAAGAAAAUAUUGUUUGGAUAAUUGGGAAAAAGGAGGUUCCUCGGGGAGUUUGUUCUGACAGCUGUCUUCCUGGCACUUGGAAAACCGUCAAAAAAGAAAUGCCCUUGUGUUGUUUUACCUGUAUACCGUGCUCUGAUGGUGAGAUCAGCAAUGUGACAGACUCAGUAUCUUGCUUAAAAUGUCCACCAGAAUACUGGUCCAAUCAGUUCAAAACCCAGUGUGUACCAAAGAAGAUUGAAUUCCUUUCUUUCAACGAUGAGAUGGGAAGUUCACUUAUGACCCUGGCAGUGAUUGGAGCCUGUUUGACAGUGGCUACAGCUAUCAUCUUUUAUAAGCACAGACAGACACCUCUUGUCAAAGCCAAUAAUUCUGAGUUGAGCUUCCUUCUUCUAUUUGCCCUAACACUUUGCUUCCUCUGUUCUUUGGCCUUUAUUGACCGGCCCUCUGUAUGGUCAUGCAUGUUGCGCCACACUGUGUUCAGUAUUACUUUUGUUCUUUGUCUCUCUUGUAUUUUGGGGAAAACACUGGUUGUGUUGAUGGCUUUCAAAACCAGACUUCCCAACAAUAAAAAAAUCCAAUGGUUUAGUCCAAUGCAUCAAAGACUGAACGUUUGUGCCCUCACAUCUGUCCAAACUAUAAUUUGUAUUAUCUGGCUAACCACUUCGCCUCCUUUCCCUGUGAACAGCACAAAGUACUACAAGACUAUAAUUAUACUCGAAUGUAAUGUUGGGUCCUUGGUGUAUUUCUGUUGUGUGUUUGGUUACAUUGGUGCUUUGGCAUGUGUGUGCUGUGCACUCGCAUUUUUAGCCAGAAAACUGCCAGACAAUUUCAACGAGGCAACUUUUAUAACCUUCAGCAUGCUUAUAUUUUGUGCAGUGUGGAUAACAUUUAUCCCAGCGUACGUCAGCUCACCCGGAAAGUACACAGUAGCAGUAGAAGUUUUUGCCAUUCUAGCAUCAAGCUUUGGUCUGCUGUUCUGCAUUUUUGCUCCCAAAUGUUAUAUCAUCUUAUUUCAACCGGAAAAAAACACAAAGAAAUAUUUAAUGCGUAGAUCACAUGCAAAAAAAAUUUGA
Molecule: messenger RNA, 2394 nt
Organism: Rhincodon typus (whale shark)
Lineage: Eukaryota; Metazoa; Chordata; Chondrichthyes; Orectolobiformes; Rhincodontidae
Product: extracellular calcium-sensing receptor-like
Exons: 6
Coding region: 67-2394 (775 amino acids)
Biological process (GO): G protein-coupled receptor signaling pathway
Cellular component (GO): membrane
Molecular function (GO): G protein-coupled receptor activity
Source: RefSeq, a predicted model, not a curated record